AUGAUAUCUGCGCGCUAUAAAAGCAAUAAAAAAUCAAGACUUUCAUGUAAAAAAAUCGAAAGCAUUUCAGCAACACUUUCUCAAUUGGCAUAUCAUACAACAAAUCAACAAGUUCUCAAACCGAUUACCGAUUAUAAUGAUUCAACAACUCCAAAGGGCGAUGAGCCAAUUGCUGAUGAAGGUGUUCCAAAUGCUCUAUAUACAGUUGAAGUUACAAAGCAUAUAUAUCAUACGAACGUUCAAUUUGAAAAACUUCCUUCACUUGGAGAUAGAAUUACAGCAAAUAAUCUUGAUUUACUUAUUAAGAAAUGCCAGCAAUGUUGUGUUCUUUGUGAUUUUUCAGAUAAUGAAUCCGAUGUAUCAGCCAAACCACUCAAAACAAAUACCUUGAAAGAAAUUGGUGAUGCUCUUGCAAAUUCCUCACCAGAUUAUCUCACUGAUGAAGCCUUUAAUGCAAUUUAUGGUAUGAUCACAGCAAAUCUUACAAGAUGCAUACCUUCAAUACCUAAAAAGUACAUGUGGUAUGAUGAUGAACCUCUCAUAUUUGAUAUUAAUUGGCCACAUCUUCAAUUAGUCUAUGUAAUCUUAUUUAAUACGAUAAAGUUAAACACAACAGAUAAAAGACUUCAUGAUAUGCGUAAGACGAUCCUUACAAUUAUAAAUAGCGCUGAUCCUAACGAACGAGAUCAAAUUUUCCAAUUUUAUAUGGAAUAUCUCAAAAACUUUCCAGAUCAGUUCGAAAGCCUCUUUAAUGAUUUAUCAUACAAGUUAAUCGAAUACAUGGAAGGAGAUUUACCAUUCUGUGUUACACCAAUUUUGAGAUUAUAUCAUGAACAACUCAAGAUUGUUAAACUUACUGAUUACAUGGCACGAUUUUGGAAUACAGAUAUCAUCCCACUCAUUUCUUGCCAGCAUAUUUUAACAGUUUACCCUCCAAUGAUGGAUAUUGCUGAAACAAUUUAUACAAUGGAUCCAGAUAUUCCUAAGAAGACACUUCGAGUCAUGUUCCAUCAUUGGCCAGAAUCAAGACCGUCCAAACAAAUUUCUUACCUUAUUUUGAUGAAUUUCUUGAUUGAACAAUUAAAUGCGGAAGAUUUCGGAUACAUGUGCGUGCCAAUCUUUAAACUCUAUUCCAGACUCGCAAUGUCAACUCUCCAUGCCAAAGUUACUGAAGCAACAUUUCGAAUUUGGUCGAAUCUGAAAAUUUUGCAAAUUAUCACAGAUAACACACAAGCAAUAUAUCCAGUUGUUUAUCCUGUCUACCAGAAGAUAAUGAAGGAUCAUUGGCGAGCAAGUACAAAAUCUGCAGCUUUAAACGCAAUGAAAGCUAUGCAUGAUUUAGAUCCAUUUGUUUUUGACGAAAUUGCACAGUCAAAGAAGGAAAAAACAGAUGAUGACGGAGUUUCUGAUGCAACAAUUCACAAAUCUUGGGCUUCUAUUGCAAGAAGCGCUGCAAAGAACGAGAAAUCUCUGAAUUUGGCAAGAGUUUUAGCUGAUAUUCAACUUAACUUUAACAAAUCAGAUCCACUGAAGGAUAUGAAGAAGAUGGGAAAGCCAUCUUUACAAAGAUAA
Molecule: messenger RNA, 1572 nt
Organism: Trichomonas vaginalis G3
Lineage: Eukaryota; Parabasalia; Trichomonadida; Trichomonadidae
Product: protein phosphatase regulator protein
Exons: 1
Coding region: 1-1572 (523 amino acids)
Biological process (GO): signal transduction
Cellular component (GO): protein phosphatase type 2A complex
Molecular function (GO): protein phosphatase regulator activity
Source: RefSeq, a predicted model, not a curated record